Messenger RNA from Rodentolepis nana, 267 nucleotides. Lineage: Eukaryota; Metazoa; Platyhelminthes; Cestoda; Cyclophyllidea; Hymenolepididae. The record is from the annotation of a GenBank genome assembly.
AUGGCAAUGGAACAAAGAUCGUGUAAAGUCAGAUAUGGAAAUGCUCCAUCAGAUCUCUUACAAACAGGCCUUCCACAGGGAGCUGUCACAAGCUGCAUACAGGCCUUCCACAGGGAGCUGUCACAAGCUGCACUCUUUUUUCCACAGGGAGCUGUCACAACCUGCACUCUUUUCAAUGUUGACAGGGAGCUGUCACAAGCUGCACUCUUUUCAAUGUCUUCAUCGAUGGACAGUUAUGGACGUCAAGUGCUCACUUUAUGCAGAUGA